UCCCGCACGGCUUCCGUACGAGCUCCCACGUGACAGCGGAAGGUCAAACAUGGCCGCCUGCAGCAAAGGGCUCGACAGGUUUAUCUGCUCUCUGAGGUUGUUGCGGAACCUCCAGCUCAAGAAUGAACGGUUCGUGUCCACGUCCGUGCGUCGUGGGAGCAACGACCCCCCCAAGUUCACUCCUCCACCCAGACCCGUCAUCAUAGACAAAACUCAGUCCGUGUCCUCUCUGCGGAAGUUCCUCAGCCCUGAGUUCGUCCCCCCGCGACAGAGGACUGAGCCUCUGAAGUUCUCCAUGGAGAGAAAAGACAUGAUCCGCAGGAGGAAGGUGCUCAACAUCCCAGAGUUCUACGCGGGGAGUAUCCUGGCGGUGACCAUGGCCGACCCUCAUGCCAGUGGGAAAACAAACCGCUUUGUUGGAAUCUGUAUCCAGAGAGGUGGGAAAGGCCUGGGAGCCACGUUUAUCCUGAGGAACAUCAUUGAUAACCAAGGUGUGGAGAUUUGCUACGAGCUGUACAGUCCUCGCAUCCAGAAAAUCGACGUGCUGAAGCUGGAGAAAAGGCUGGACGACAACCUGAUGUAUCUGAGAGAUGCUCUGACUGAGUACAGCACCGUGGACCCGGACAUGAAGCCCGUGCCCUUCUCCCUAACUGGAGAAGUGCCUGUCAACAAGCUCAAAGUGAGGAUGCGCCCAAAACCAUGGUCGAAACACUGGGAACGGCCGAAGUUCAACAUCCAGGGCAUCCGCUUCGACGCGUGCAUGACCCCGCAUCAGAUGGAGUUCGUGCAGAAGUGGGCGGAGCCCUGGCGGGAGUACGACAUGCUGAAGGAGUACGACACGUCGCAGCUGGAGGAGCAGAUCCUCAAAGAGGUGCAGCAGGAGAUGAGCAAGUGAGGACGAGGCUUCCUGAAAGUCAAAGGUCGUUCGGUUUAACCGUCAACGUGAGAACAGAAAAGACAGUGAUGUGACGCUCGCAGGGAGGCGGAGCUCUGCUGGACAUUCAUCCAGAUGUUUGCUACAGCUGCACAUGUGUAUAAGGAGGAACCAACAUGGAAGCUGAUGUAUUCUGCCUUCUUCAUUUUGUCCACCAGGCUGCGUGACGAGUUCUGUCUGUUCUGGCACAAGGUGUGACAUUUAUCACAUAUUAAGUGUUUCCUAUAAUAAAACAUAUUCAUGCAACUCCAA
Paralichthys olivaceus (Japanese flounder) is the source of this 1186-nucleotide messenger RNA. It is a transcript of the gene mrpl19, whose product is annotated as mitochondrial ribosomal protein L19. Gene Ontology annotation, biological process: translation. The record is from RefSeq and is a predicted model, not a curated record. Gene Ontology annotation, molecular function: structural constituent of ribosome. Gene Ontology annotation, cellular component: ribosome; mitochondrial large ribosomal subunit. Lineage: Eukaryota; Metazoa; Chordata; Actinopteri; Pleuronectiformes; Paralichthyidae.